AGCCACCGGAGCCACUAUCCCAGCAGAGCUACAGCAGCAGGCCGUAUUCCCUUAGCCCCAAAAAGCCUAAACCUUAAGAUGCAGGUCCACCAGGCUGUGUUUGGAGCCGCCGUGCUCGGCAUGCUGUUGGCCAUCGGCUGUUCCCUGCCCGUUUUGGAUGCCAGUUCAGGCAUCGACAACGCCACCAUCGAGGAGCUGAGGGCCAGCGUCAACGAUACGCCCAAGAAUCUCUAUGUGGUCAAGGCGGUGGUCUAUGAGAUCGGCAUCCUGACGGAGGUGGGCGAGAAUGACACCAGUUUUGAGAGCCAGGAACGCGUGGAUCUGACCUUCUACGACACGCACAGCAACAAGAGUCACAUUGACCUGGGCAACAUCCCGCUGCCCAUCCAGACCAAUGUCACCGGUCAAGUGCUGACCGGCAUCGCACCCGUGAAUCUGGGAGCCUUCAGCAGCCCCCAGGAACUCCUAGAAACCCUUCCCCUGACCGGAAGCAUUGUGAACAUCACGCACAGCGACACCGCCUUCUAUCAACUGAGCAGAUCGAACACCAGUGCCGCGGACAAGCCACAGAUUCUGGAUCAGGAUGCGCUGGCCAAGCUCACGCACGCGGCCCAGUUGUUCCCGCCAUCGUCGCAAAUUGGCCAGUCGGUGCCAGUGAACCCAGCUGCCGAUAACGAGGUGCCCCAGACGGAACCCGAGGAUUAGGCUUACUCCGCGGAAUCUCAUCGUGAUGCAGUGCGUUGCUCUCCAAGCAAUCUAUAAAUACGUAUACUCUAGAUCUACUUAGUUUUAUGGCUUCACACUUAAGUACCUACAGUGCUAGAAAAGACUGGACGAGGACAAGAGAUCGGCAACAUUGCCGUGGUCACAUCACAAGGUUGGAAUUUCACUUUUCUAUGGCAAAGUAAAAAUAAAUUUCGCAUUAGUGCUAGGU
This is a messenger RNA of Drosophila melanogaster (fruit fly), 934 nucleotides long. RefSeq lists its product as uncharacterized. The record is from RefSeq and is marked reviewed. Bases 79 to 705 code for a protein of 208 amino acids. The transcript has 2 exons. Lineage: Eukaryota; Metazoa; Arthropoda; Insecta; Diptera; Drosophilidae.